This is a messenger RNA of Brugia malayi, 4635 nucleotides long. Its product is annotated as TPR Domain containing protein. The transcript has 23 exons. The record is from RefSeq and is a predicted model, not a curated record. Bases 1 to 4635 code for a protein of 1544 amino acids. Gene Ontology annotation, molecular function: protein binding. NCBI's taxonomy places the organism in Eukaryota, Metazoa, Nematoda, Chromadorea, Rhabditida, Onchocercidae.
AUGCCGCAUGAUAAAUUAAUGACUUUAUCAGAUGCAGCAAAUCGUGCAUUUUAUGAUGGAAAUUUUGAAAAAGCUUUAACACUUUAUAAUGAAGCAAUUCAAUUACAUCCCACUAAUUUUAUUCUCUAUUCCAAUCGUUCUGCCAUCUUUCUUCGUUUGAAAUGUUUCCGUAAAUCAUUGGAUGAUGCCAAGCAAUCAUUAGCAUUAAAUCCGAAAUGGGCCAAGGGUUAUUUCCGGAAAGGCGAUGCUUUACGCGGUAUUGGAAAAUUUGACAAAGCAAUUUUUGCAUAUUGCCAAAGUUUAGUAAUUGAAAAUAGAAUUGAAACAGUGAAGGCAUUAAAAAAUAGCUUAUAUUACAGCUCAAUCAAAGAUCAUUUAUCAGUUUUACUGAAUGAAAUUGGAAAUGAUAUGAAUGGAGUGAAAUUGGAUUCAUUCUUAAUUAUUAGCAUAAUUGGUCAAGAAUAUUUGACCACUGGCCAUAUAACAGUGGCAAUUGCAUUGCUUCAAUUAGCAUUAGAUAUGGAUGAAGCCAAAAUGGCACCAUUAGAUUUAAAGCUAUCAGUAAUUGGUGCUAUUUCAUUUGCAUAUUAUCAACAGAAAAAUUAUCAACUAGCAAUCAAAUAUUUAGAAAUGCAACUUGAAAUAAGUAAGCAACUUGAUGAAUUCGAGAAACAAUUAACGAUUUACAAUAGUAUCGUACGAAUAGCAUUACUGAACGAUGAAACUAUGCUUGCAAUUAAUUAUCUUCAAAAGCAAAUUCAAUUAAUGAAUUCUAAUGACAUGGAAGCAAACGAUUUUCGGCUCAAUCUUGCUGAUUUAUACAUUCAACUUGGUAAUUAUCAAUAUGCGGCACAAAUUAUUGCAUCAUGCGGACCUCUAACAUUUAGAAGUAUUCUCGGAAUUGUAAAGCUUGCAUUAGCUAAGGGUGAUGGUGAAGCAGCAUUAGCCUACUGCAAUAGAUUAGCAGAGAUAGGCAAGGGAACAGAUGAGAAAACUUUGGCAAUAUUGUUGAAAUGCAAAUGUCUUUUACUUCGGAAGGAAGCAAUAAUUGCUUUGAAUAUCUUACAAAAGACAAUGACAUAUUUUGAAGAUAACAAAACAACAGCGGAAAAUAUUGGCGAGUAUUUUGGCAUUUUAAGCGAAUGUCACUUGGCUAUAGGACAAUAUUGUAUGGCAAGAACAUGGGCCAAAAAAGAGCUGAAAAUAGCAACCAGCAGAAGGUCAUUGAAGCUCGAAGCUGAUGCAUUAAGGAAUUUAUCGAAUAUUUAUCAAGCAAUCGAUGAUUAUUCGAAUGCUGCAAUUCUAUGGGAAAAAUAUUGCUGCCUUAUUUCUGAUCAAGGCGUUGAUAUUCGUUUUAAUGGUUUGCGUAGAUUAGCCGAAUUAUAUCAAAAAUCAAAUCGAUUUGACCAGGCUGAAAUGGCAUUAUUGGAAAAUUCAAAACUUGCACAGAAAAUUGGUGCUUAUGCAUUAAUUAUCGAUGUACACAGCGACUUGUAUCAGUUUUACCGAUUAAUGCAUAGGAAGGAUGAAGCGCAAAAACAUUGGAAUGAAGCACAACAAACAUAUUUGAAGCAUAAAGUGGAAGAACGACAAGCGUUAAUUAUUGAAAUGAGCGGCGAUAAUUAUUUUGAUUGCAAUUCAUUUGAAGAAGCGAUCGAUGCAUACAAUCGUUGCUUAAUGGUAGUGCAAGAAGAUGACAAUCUUCAAAAAGAAGCUAAACUAUGCAAUAAAUUGGGCAAAACACAUUGGUUAUUAUAUCAUCCGGACGAAGCAUUAGCAUAUUAUCGGCAAUCACUAAGUGUAUGUCAACAACUGUCCGAUUUGGAAGGUAUGUUGGAAUUAUACAAUGCAAUGGCAAAUAUUCAUUUCAAGAAAGGAAUGAUGGAUAUGUGUCAUUCAUGUUUGAGAUGUUACCUGACACUUGCUGGCAUAUUAUCAAAAGAUACAGCUCGUUUGAAUGCAUUCAUAUCAAUUGGACGUACAUUAUUACUACGUCAACGAUAUACAGAAGCAAAAAAAAUAUUUACUAAAGCAUUAAAUUUAACGACUGAGACGAAUUAUCGACGUGAACGUGGCCUAAUAUACGGUUAUAUGGCAGAAUGCUAUCUUGGAAUAGGUGAAAAAUCGAAGGCAUUAGUCAAUUUUUGUAAACAAAUUCCAUUUUUUGAUGAUAUCGAUGAUAUCGAAGGGAAGUGUGAGACACUGAGACAUCUGAUCGAAGAAAAACAAUUGAUUAAAGAUGUUAAUUGGACCAUGCGACUCUGCAGCAAUCGAAUUCAAUUGUCACAAAUGGGAUCUAUUGAUUUACAGGUUGAAGUUUUGAAACAAUCAGCAGAAAUAGCAACAAAUUUAUCGAAAUUAUGGGAAGCAUGCAAAUUUUUAGAGAAAGCAGUAAUACUAUGUAUUGCUAAUAAAUGCGGCGAUAUUUUAAAUUUGUUAUUAAAUUUGAAAAAUAAAUAUUUGAAAUGUAAUGCAAGGAAACGAGCUAUAAUGCUAUUUCAAGAAUGCUUAAAUGCAAUGGGGGAUCAUUCAAAUGAGCAACAUUUAAUAUUGUUCGAACUUGGCAAAUUGGAAUUGGAAGAAGGUUUCAUAAGUAAUACAAUUACUCAUAUUACGGAUGUAAAGGAAAAUUGCCGAGAUAAGAAUUUGAAGGCCACAUGCGAAUAUAUCCUUGCAUGCGCUUACUACGAUGAUAGAAAUUAUAAAGAAGCUUUGUAUCAUAUGCAAAAUUUUGAAAAUUUGCAAAAAAACUUAUCAACAAAUCGAAAAGAAAUGCUUAAAUUAGAGCUUUUAUUGAUUGAAUGGAAUUGCAGUGCUUCAGAUUAUAUAAUUGAAGCAAUACAAGAUAUUGCUAUGAGGACUGAUUCAUUGGUCAUUCAUCGAAUUUUGGACGAAUCAUGCUUGUAUGAUCUAUUAAAUCAUGAGAAUUUAUCAAAAAUAGCAGCAAUACAUUGGAUGAUGACAAGAGGUGAUUUUAUCACUGCAAAACAUUUCUUUGAUUUGUAUAAAAAUACUUAUCAAAAUAAUGCAGAAUAUACCGCUGAUAUUGCGUUAUUUUAUUGGAAUGAACAAAAAUUUGAGGAAUGUGCCAACUUUUUGGAAGAAUAUUUAAGCCAUUAUUUCGAGAAAGAUACAGUAGAGGAAUUUAAUGAAUUAUCAUUGAUACGCAUUUAUAGCCGUCAACAAAUAAUUAUCAAUUUUCUUCAUAUAAUGUUAAUUUUAUGCAAAUAUAUGCUACACGCAAAUACUGUAGAAACUAUUACGAUAGCUGAGAGUAAAUUUUGGCGCGAUUGUCGUAAAAGGAAGUUACCCGUUGGAUACAGUAUUCCAACUAUACAAGCUAUUCAGGAAUACAUUGAAGAGUUGAAGAAGAGUUUACUGUAUUGCUUACAUGUAGAUCGUUAUAAGUUGGUAUGGUAUUUUGAAGUUGGCCAAAUUGGCAAAUUGUACUACUUUCUUGAUAAUGCUACCAGAAGCAAAAUGCCAAUAUUUUUUGCGCAAUUUUUGGAUCAAAUGCUUCACACCAUUGACACUAUCCCGGCUUUGACUGAUGACGAAUUCGAGAAGUUAGUAUCAGAAUCGGAAUUACUGGUGAAUGUGAAACAUGCUCUCGAUAUCAACAAGACACAUCUGGUUGCACUCAAUGAACCAAAAUAUAAAAAAAACCGGAAAGACCCUGAAAUUGGGAUAUUUUAUGCAGGAAUUGAUUCUGCAAUUAUUUCAUGGGAACAUAUCUGUCCAAAUGGUAAAACUGAUUUCAUUUAUAAAAUACAGGUAUCUUCAUUAGUAAUUAUCGAUUUCACAAAAAUGUCUUUUGAUACUGAUAAUGUUAUCAAUUCUUCCUCCGAUAACGACAUUGUCAUUUUACUAAAUAAUGAAACAGAUGACACAAUUAUCAAUUUUCGGAUUGCUAAUGCACAUUGUUUAUUGGAUAUCAAGGGGCAAACCAUCCAAUCAUUAAUGCCAUUUCUUGAAAAGCUUAUUAAUGGGUAUUCGGUGGAAGAAUGCUCAGAACUUUUACAAUCCAUUAAUGUACGAUUGUUUGGCGAUCGUUCUUCCAAAGUUCGUCCUGGUCGAGCGCAGUGUAUCAGAAAGAUAAUUGUUGAUAUGGAAGGUGGAUUGGUCGAAAAUUUAGCAAUUAGUAUGAAUAAUCAAAUAGAAAUUGACAAUUUUAAAGGAUUACCAACAAAAGUACAACUUUACUUGUUGGAUAUGAUAAAACAACAAAUGAAAACAAAUGAAAUCCAAUUAUUUGUGGAGAAAUUAGAGGACCUCUAUGAUCAUUGCAAACAUAUCACACUAUCAGAUCAUUGUGAAGUCGAUGAUUAUUUGCAAGAAACAUUUAUUCGGAGAACACAUGAUGAACAGAAUUUUAUUCUAAAAUUUAUCAAACAUCUUUUCCGAGAUCAUCUUUAUGGUAUGUAUGACGAUUUACAAACUUCGGAAGUAGAUAAUCUCAACAAAUUGAUGAAAUCGUUAGCAAAUAACGUUCGUGUAAGAAGAAAAAAACAACGGGGGAAAUUGAAAUCACGAGGAUAUCAUUCGGAAGGAGAAAGCUCUUGUCGCAGUUCUAUGUCGGAAAAUACUGAUUCAGAAGCAGUUAUUGUUGAUGUUGAAUUUCAAGAAUCUGAAUAA